UGGAAUCGAUACUUUGCUGAAUAGCAAAACUUGAGCACACUGUUACUGUGUGCUCGACGCAGAAUGAGUGUCAGUGCUAGAGUCCGAUGUGUUAGUAAGCCCUAGCACUGUGACUAUAAAGACACUGUCUAACUAGACUCUCUCAGUGGUCAUCACAUGAUUAGGCUUACUAAUUAGACACAAAGAAACUGGACUUUUAUACCGAGUUCAAAGUAUUUUUAUAAUGGCGGAGAACGUAAAAUUGCAAAUGGAAACAGUUUCUAUAAUAGAUAAUCAUCAAGAAAGCACAUCAUCAGAAGUCAAAACUAGGCUUCUGAGUGACAACAUCAACUCCAACCCAGGUCACCUAGAAUCUGUCAAAGAGAGAGCAGCCAGGAUCACAAAUGAAACGGAAGGGUCCAGCGUACUGAGUUUUCAUGACAUCAAUUAUGAAGUUGAAACUAGAACAUCCAUUUGCAGGAAAAAAACACUGAAACAUAUUUUGAAAGAUGUCAGUGGUAUAUUUCGACCUGGUAUGAAUGCCAUACUUGGUCCUACAGGAAGUGGAAAGUCUUCUCUUUUAGAUGUAUUAGCUGGGAGGAAGGAUCCUAAAGGGCUGACUGGAACCAUAUUGUUGGAUGGAUCACCUACUCCCCAUAACUUUAAGUGUCUCGUUGGCUAUGUUGUGCAGGAUGAUGUCGUCAUGGGAACUUUGACAAUACGUGAAAACUUUGAAUUCUCUGCUACACUUCGUCUUCCUUCCAAUAUUAAAAAACAUGAAAGGAAAGAGAGAAUUGACCAGGUCAUCUAUGAACUUGGAUUAACAGAAGUGGCAGACUCAAAGGUUGGAACAGAAUAUAUACGAGGUGUAUCUGGAGGGGAAAGAAAACGUUGUAGUAUAGGCAUGGAGCUGAUUAUCUCCCCUCCUGUCCUGUUUCUUGAUGAGCCAACCACAGGGCUUGAUGCCAGCACUGCAAUGGCUGUCAUGUUGCUGCUAAAAAAAUUGGCAGUAGGUGGACGUAAUAUCAUCUUCUCAAUCCAUCAGCCUCGAUAUUCAAUCUACCGCCUGUUUGAUUCCCUCAUGUUGUUAUCUCAUGGUGAUGUGGCCUACCAUGGGAAGGCUAGUGAGUCAUUGGACUACUUCGCUUCUGUUGGCUAUUUUUGUGAAGAGCACAACAAUCCACCAGACUUUUUCCUGGACGUCAUCAAUGGAGACUCUACUGCUGUACAGUCAACCACAACUAAGAAUGUCAACGGACUAAUUGGUGAUUCCAAUGAAAUUCAUAUAAUUAAUAGAGAUUCUGAGAAAAGUAAAGAUAUUGUCAUUACAGUUGAAGAAAAAAACUCAUCACUUCGUGAGUUGUUUAGAAACUCUAGCUGGUACUCAAGCGUUCAAGAAGAAUUGAAACCUAUUAUGAGUGCACAUCAAAAAGAUGGUGCUGCAGUCGAAAUAAAGAAAGUAGAUUAUAAGUCUUCCUUUGGUAUGCAGUUACUAACAGUGUCCAAAAGAUGUGUUAAAAAUAUUGUUAGAAAUCCACAAGUCACAAUUAUGCAGAUCAAAACAAUUAUUAUGUAUGCUCUGAUUGUUGGUGGCAUCUAUUUCCAAAUGAACAAAUCCAAAAUUUCUGGAAUACAAAACAGGGAAGGGGCAUUUUUCUUCAUUAUCAUGAACCAAGUGUUUGGCAACAUGUCUGCGGUAGAACUCUUCAUCAAAGAGAGAGCAAUAUUUAUACAUGAAAAUGUGAGCGGUUACUAUCGUGUAUCAGCUUAUUUCCUUGCUAAAGUUUUCUGUGAUGUCAUACCUCUCAGAAUGAUUCCAGUGAUCUUGUUCUCAGUUAUAGUUUAUUUUAUGUUUGGUCUCAGAGACGGUGCAGACCAUUUCUUCUUUUUCACGCUCAACAUGUUCCUGACGGCUAUAACUGCUUCAACUCUUUGCUUCGCCAUCAGCUCAUCGGUCAAGAUUUUGGGCUUAGCCAAUUUAUUUCUGGCAAUGUGUUAUGUCUUUAUGAUGUUAUUUGGUGGACUCUUGAUCAAUGUCGGUGACCUUGGUCAUUGGAUCAGUUGGGUCAAGUACCUAAGUAUAUUCAGAUAUAGUUUAAAUGCUCUUGAAAUUAAUGAGCUACAAGGUCAGAUGUUCUGUUCAAAUGGCACAGAUUGCAUAUCUGGCAAUGAUCACCUCACCAAUCAAAAGAUUUCUUUUGAGACAAAGUGGGACUUGUGGCAGAAUGAGGUAGCACUGGUCAUUAUGACUGUCAUCUUCUUGAUAUUGGCUUAUGUACAACUAAGAAGAAUUCAGAAGCUCAAAUAGAACAUGGCCAAUGUUUACUGUAAACAUCUUUUUUUUUUAAUUGUUGUUGUUUGUUUCAAAGUUUGGAUGCAAAGUAUUACUUCACCAGAGAUUUUUUACUUUGGCUCUGCUGAGAUUCUUUUGUCACAUGUCUUUUUAUUGUAAUUUUCUUUGAAUGUUAAAGAGACGGAUGAGUUUUAUGGCCAAAGUGCCAUAUCAUCUCAAUAUAUAUUUUUAAAAAUAUCUUAUUGUCUGAAAUAAUAUUGUUUUAAAGAAGUUAAAAAAAAGAAAACAUUUGAAUGUGAACAAUGUACUAAACACCAAUCAUUUUUAUGAACAAAUGUUGAUCAAGAACAAAAAUUAGCAAUGAAUAAGGUUCUUCUAAAGAAGGAAAUUGUUUUACAUUGUCAAGAACCUAAAAGUAUAUACAGUUAAUUAAUGCUACAUUUGAUGCUUGGGGGCUUACUAGCUCCUGAACUAAGGGGUAUGGAGUUUGGAUUGCAAACUAAAUUUUUAAACUUGGUAAUAUUUAGGAUGUUCCUGAGUCCAGGCCACUCUAAUUAGCACCUGACAUUCACUGAGGAAGAAAUGGGGUUGGUUAUUGUAUUGGCCACAUGAUACUCAUGUUAACUGUUGGUCAUAGAAAUAGAUGAGCUUUACAUAAUCAGCCCCCAUAGAUAUUAAAGGUCUGAAAGGGAUACCUUUAUAUACUUCUAUUGUCUAUAACAUCAUUUGGCGAGUUCAUUGAGAAGAAACUUGUCCCACGGACAUUGCAAUCAAAAUAGAUUUUUUUUUAAAUGUUAAGAUUCCUAGUCCUGACACUUUAUUUUUCUAAUUUAAAAUUUGCCUAAAUGUUUAAAGUAGUGUCCACAUUCCUCAUAUGUUAUAGAGGGAAUAAUGUCGUAGUACUUACGAUAUGGGGGAGAUACAGAAGCUUUAAUUAUAUAUUACUAUGAAAUUGUAUAUUACUAUGAAAUUGGAUGUUCGCUUUGCUAAGAGUAAGUGGCUGGUCCAAUUCAGCUGUGGUCUGAUUAAGUUGUAUUUUUAUCAGUUAUAAUUAUUAUUGUAUAAUACAUUUUUAAAAAAAUACUGGUAUGUUUAUAAUGUAUGUAUUUAGACCAAUGCCAAUGAAAAUUUGACAAUCUUAUCUGUAUUGGUGUGUUUUUUUUAAAAGAGUCUAGGCUUAAUUGAAAUGUUUUUUUUAAUACAUAAAUUAGUUUCUUUUUUUUUUUAAAUACAAAAGUAAUUUAAAUUUUCUUUUUAAAAAAUUCUGAAAAUCGUUUAAUAAAUGUGAAAAAUGUUAUUCUUCAGUAUAUAUCUGUAUGUCCCUUGUUUUUUUUGCAAAUCAACUGUUCAAUGAUUCAUGGUUGUGGGGUUUUCAAGCUUGUCAAGAUUGUUGAAAGCUAGAGCAGAUGUCAGCCUUAUUGAUAUGCUCAAGAACUGUUUAAGUUUAUUUCAAACCACAUUUUUUUAAAUGUUUGAAUUUUUAAUGCCUCAGUUUGAAAUCUUUUUUUUUAAGCCUUAUGUCUAAUAUUUGUCUACUGUAUUUAGUUUUACUAGUUAUAUCUGUAAGACUGGGUCUCAAAGGCACAUAUAAAUCAUAAUAUAACUUUUAAGAAAUGGGAUUAUACUCCAAUAGGGGAGCUAAUCUUGAAUUUUGAUGUACUUUUUUUUUACAAUUCCUGAUUCUUUCUUUUAAAAUUACAUGAAAAAUCAAUUUAAAUAUUAUUAUUUUUAAAAUAAUUUUAUUUUGAAGAUAUAAUGGCAGUUUGGUGAAAAGACUAUAUACCAUGUAAAGAAAUAGAUUUGCAUUUCUUUGCUAGUCUUCUUAAACUGGACUAUUGAUAAGUUGAUAAGUUGAAUGGCUUUUUAAAAUUCUGUAGUAACUAGCUACAAAGUAGGUGUCCAUAUUCGAAGAAAAACUUAUAUUCUGCUGAGUCUUUAUUUGAAACAGAAUCUUUAGGUUUUUACUGGUAACUUGAUGUUUCAUAUCUUUAUUGAUAACAUUUCUUAUCUUGCAAUGUUCUUUUUAUUUAUGUAUCUAUUAGCCAGGAGUACUGUCAAUACACUCUGGUGUGCCUUAAGUGCAAAGGACAAUCUUAUGACUCGCUAUGUACAUUCAAACAUUGCACAUCAGAGCCUUGUGCUGCUCUUUGUUUACUGUCUAAUGCGUCAUGUCAAAGAAAAAUAACUCCUUCACAAGUUUUCUUACAUGUACUGUUAGGUAAAGAUCGUCAUUGAUUACUGUAACCUUAUGUUUGGGAAAGUGCAACUUCGCAUGCUCUAUGAUCCUUACUUGUUGUAGCUUGCUAUUUUCAAAUUUCUGAAAAGCUUUUUUUAAACAAUCUGUAUUUUUUUGGGGAGCAGACAUCUCUGUUACUUGACCAGUAUCUCAUACUAUAUAUAUUCUUCAGAUAACUUUCCAGUCUAACUCAGCACAAAUACAAACUUUAUAUUUACUUAUACUGAAAUCAAGUGCUCUUAUUUAUGCUUGACUUCUGACCUAGAGAAUACACAAAUAUCACAUGUACCCUGACCAUCCUCUCCACACACACAAAAAUCUUUGAUGUACUAGUCUUAGUCAAGAAAGCAUUUAUAGAUCUGGUCAAAUAUAAUUUUUAUAUUCGCAAAAGUAUUAACCUUUUUUUUAUAACGAUUUUGAAUCCAUACAAGAUUUUUGAGUUUAUAUCUUGGUUUCAGCUUGCUCCCUUGCCUUUUGUGAACACAUUAUAUACUGUGUUCAUGUGUUUCUGUCAAUCAUAUCAAUCAAAGUAAGCAAAGACACUGUCCUUGAGUUUUAAAGAGAAAGGAAGAUCUACCAAGGUCUAGCAUGACCUAGAUAUUUUGUCACAUCUUAUGAAAAUUAAGUAGUUUUUUUAAGGUUCCAUUUUGUCUCUGGUCUCAAGUAUGUGUAGUAGUCUUUGAAAGAAGCCUGUUUUUGCCAAGUUCUUUUAUAUGCUAGUAAUAAUAGUAAGUGAAUAUCUAAGCGGGUCUUUAAGUGCCAGUAGUAAAUUUCUCUGUUCUGCCAUUCACCUCAUCAAAUAGGUUACAAUUGGCAGGAAGUCAUGUCCAACCUAGGAGGUGUGAUGACUGAGUGGUUAAGCGCUUGGCCUCUAAACCUGGGGUCUUGGUUUUGAAUCUCUGUGAAGACUGGGAUUUUGAACUUUGGGAUUUUCAGGGCACCCCUGAGUCCACCCAACUCUAUUGGGUACCUGACUCUUGUUGGGGAAAGUAAAUACGGUUGCUCGAUGUGCCAGCCACAUGACACCCUGCUUUUAAACUGUUGGACAAAGAAACAGAUGACUUUAACAUCAUCUGCCCUAUAGAUCACAAGGUCUGAAAGGAGAACGCUCCUUUUUUCUUUACAUAUCCAAGCUAGCAUAGUCACCAAACAGUUAACUCUACCUCUGUUCCUACACUUUUGGUUAGACUUGUUUAUAUUUUCAUACUGAUAACUUGAAAUGCUCACUUAAAUGCUCACUUAUAUUUUCCUGCUCUAAGUGAAAGCACGGUGAAAGUCUCUCUCGGGAGAGAUGCCAAGACAUUCCAUCCGACGUUUGAUUUCAAGCCUUGCUAGCUUUAGAUGGGUGGUUAUGCAUUUCUUUGAAGUGAUGUUCAUUUGGUACUACGCAUCUCAGAAGACAGAGAGAAAUGGGAAAAGAUGAUCGACAGAUCAUGUGUGGUGGCCCAACGGUUCAACAGGCAGGUGAUGGUGAUCCCAGAUAUGUAAAGAAAUCUAUGACACAAAGAGCAUGGCCAUUUACUUGGUAAAGCUAGAUAGCUGUUUCUAAAACAUAUCAUUCAACUGACAGUAAAAUUUAAGUCAUUUUUUGGGGGGGUUCAAUAUGUGUGCUGUUUGGCGCCACCAAGUCUAUAGGUGCUAUUUCAUGUACCAAAUGAUACACUUGAAUGCUUUUUUUUAUUUGUGCCUUAACAUUGCCUUUGCAUUUUCAAUGUAUUCCACAGUUUUGCAUGUCUCUAAUGAAAGUCUACAUUUUGUUUUAUCACAAAUGAUAUUAUCAGUACUAUCUAAUCAUAAUUGUUGUUUUUUUGUUGUUGUUUUUAAAACACAUGUAGUGUUAUCUAUAUAUCAUUUCUCAAGUAUUAUUUCAUUUUGCCUUUUUUAACUUACCACGAUGUUCAAGAUUUUGCGCUACAUACCUAUAUAUUUGCCUGUGGAUCCAUGUAAAGUCUUGGAUGGUUUUUGUUUUGAAUAUAUUGCCUUCGCUUCAGGAUGGUUUAUGUUCCAAUAUUUUUGUAUCUUCCCUUACACAUUUCAUAAGCAUGCCAUUUAUUAAUUCUAAUGUGUUUGGAUGGUAUUAAACCACUGUUAUUAUGUACCAAUAUAACUAAACAGACAUUUUAACUUUUGUAAAGUAAAAGGAUCUUGGCAUAUUGAGAAAGCUAAAAGCAUAAAAUUGGGCUUAAAAAAAAAUAAAUAAUCUUUAUUGUCUGUAUGGAGAUUUGUCUCACAAUUUGUGCAUUACACCAAACAAAAAACAUUAUAACAUAUAAAUCAAUAGUUAAAAACAAUAUUUCUAAUCACACAUAUUGAUUGUUGUUGGUCUAGAUCUAUUACAAAUUUAAUUACAUAUAUAAGCUUUGUUUUUUUGUGUUUUGUUUGUUACUGCUGUGCACCAACACAGUUCUGUUACAUAGAGAUUAUAAUGUAUCAAUAUAACUAACCAGAUAUUUUAGCUUUUGACAAUUUGGUAAUCUUCUAUCAAGGCCUGUCAUUGUUUUACUCUUGUACAUGUGACAUGAUUGGGGUGAUGGAUGCUAUGAAAAAAAAAAAGGGGGGGGGGUGUUGAUUGGCAGGCAUAGUCAUUAGUUGUAAAUGUCCAGUCCAGUAGAACUAGUUGAUUAUGUUGAUAUUUCUUAAUGUUUUUAUUUAUUAAUGGAUUAUCACGACUGCAUGCUACAAGUGGUUAGAUUUUAAUCAAGCUUUAGUCAAUGUUAAUAUAAAACAAAUUGGUUUUAACCCUUAUGCAUAAAAUAAAAAUGCAAAUUGGUUCCAGUAGCUUUAAAUAUUUUUCUAUUACAUUACAAAUUUAUUAUUUAAAAAAAAAGAAAGUAUGUGGUAUUAAUAUUGAUUGUAAUUAUUAACUUAUUUGCAGUGUCACUAAGUACACAAACAUGCAGGAUAGUUUCAGGUUGAAAGCACUUUAUUUCCUGUCCUGCUGUUGACAAAGACUAUAAUGCAGCGGUUCUCAACCUUUUAUGCUUGCCGACCCCUUUUUACAAUCCCCCACUCUGCCGCGACCCCCCUCCCCCCACACACACAUACAGCAAUAGAAGAGUAGACAAUAACAAUCCACAUUUUCGAUGGUCUGGAAAAUCGUCAAUCGACCCCCAAGGGGGUCGCGACCCACAGGUUGAGAACCCCUGCUAUAAUGUAUUUCCUGUCCUGCUGUUGACAAAGACUAUAAUGCAUACAAUGUAUGCACUUGGUCUUAAAGAUAAUAAAAAAUAUAUCCAAAAAAUAUUUGAAAUGUUUCUUUUUGCUCAUACUAUGGUCUAUUUGCUCAUUGAGUCAUAUACAUUGGUGUAUAGCCCAGUAUAAUGUUUUAACAUUUCUUUUUUUGUAUGUUAGAAAAAAAAGAAUUUUUGAUGUCUCUUUGAGUAUUGUAAUAUUGACAGUCCCAAAUUUAAAUUUAUUACUUUUUUAAGUUAAGGAGUUUUAUUUGUUUUAUUCUUAAAACUUGGAGACAGCAUUAUUUGUUUUACUUUUUUUUUUCCCUUCAAAUCUUUCUUGUAUAUUUCACUAGUUUAUAUAUUUGAAUGACUUUUUUUUUUAAACCUCCUGGCCAUUGCCUUGUUGUCCAUUCUCUUUAUUUCUUUUUCAUUUUUUUAUGCAAUGUUUAAACAGAAAUAAAGUAACAUUUGUAUAUCUAAGCACUAACUGAUAUAGAUGUGGGCCUACUUACUCAAAUGUUCACUAGAUUGUCCAAACAGAUUUCUUUGAUGCAACAAAGAUGAUGCCAUUUAAUUCCAGGAAAGCCCAACUUCAGUGAGAAUAAGAAUUUAUCCAGUUGCAGAAUUUUGCUUUUAAUAUAAAGCUGGAGAUAAUUUCAAGCCUAGGUUCCAUAGCAACUACAGCCAGUAACUUUAAGGUUACAAAAUUAGUUCAUUAGUGUGGCAGCUUGGUCGCAUGGUAUGUGCUCUGAGCUGUCGUCUUGAUGAUCUGAGGUUUGAGGCCUCUCUGUCACCAUCCUUGUGGAGGUUUGGGCUAGCAUGUAGAAAUCUUCAAUUCUGAAGGAGUAUACAAAACAUGUGAAACAAACAAUGUGAACAUUUUGCAAUAAAAAUAAGCAAUCUAAUGUGAAUUAAGUCCUCAACUGUAAACUUUUAAGAGUUGGCAACUCAACACUAUUGUGUUUGAUGUAGAGCUGCCAAUUAUGGUAAUAUUGUCAAACAAGUUAUUACAUACCUGAUACUUCAAUUGUAUAAUCUGAUCUUAUUGCAUUAAGCAUUGUGUCUAUAUAUUUUUACAUUACUAACAUUUGUUGUUUUUUUUUAAACUUACUUUGAAUACUAAUACUUUUAGUUUUUAUAUGAUAAUAAAAUUAAAUACUUUGCUCUA
Messenger RNA from Biomphalaria glabrata, 8849 nucleotides. Its product is annotated as broad substrate specificity ATP-binding cassette transporter ABCG2-like. Gene Ontology annotation, cellular component: plasma membrane. Lineage: Eukaryota; Metazoa; Mollusca; Gastropoda; Planorbidae. Gene Ontology annotation, molecular function: ATP binding; ABC-type transporter activity; ATP hydrolysis activity. The record is from RefSeq and is a predicted model, not a curated record. Bases 224 to 2287 code for a protein of 687 amino acids. The transcript has 19 exons.